CUCUGCAGAAACUGGACCGCUGUGCAGCAACUAAACCGCUCAUUUACGGUUCUCGCCAACAGCCAUGCCCUAGGCUCAUCCCUGACCUCCGUCUUAGGGACGCAACUGAGAUUGCGACCUUUAACCUCAUCUCCUUAUUCCCGCAUUUAAAUCUAUUUUUUGCUUUCGUGCGUGCAGCAGCAAACCCUAAUGUGACAUUCCUGCGCUUGCUUCCACUCAAAAAGAAUAUCAAAGGAGAAAGAGAUCGAAUCCGGUGACAUAAUCGCCUAUAUUCAACGGCAAUGACGGCAUGGGCUUUCAAUCCAACGGAAAUCAUUCCACUGUGGCAUACAGCUCCCGUGUCGAGCGUGCGUGCCGUUGAUUCUGGGACCUACCACCAGCCCUAAGCGAUUUCAUAUAUAGGUACAUUCCCUGCCCGCCGUUCAUUCUGGCUUCAAAAGAAAUGGCGAGUUCGCCGGCGGAUAUCGACGGCGAGAUGACGCCAUUGCAGAAGCACGCGUCGUUCUUUGAUCGGAAUAAGGACGGCGUGAUUUACCCAUGGGAGACCUUUCGAGGGUUUCGGGCGAUUGGAGGUGGUGUGGGACAAUCUAUAGUUGCCGCUGUUUUCAUCAACGGCUUGCUGGCCCCCAAGACUCGUACAGGAAAAUUUCUUUCUCCUCUCUUGCCAAUCUACGUGAAGAAUAUUAGUAAAGGCAAGCAUGGUAGUGAUAGCGGUGCCUAUGAUGCACAAGGAAGAUUUGUACCUGAAAAGUUUGAGGAGAUAUUUCAAAAGCAUGCUCAUACCAACACAAAUGCAUUGACUUCUGAUGAAUUGAAGGAAAUGCUUCUAUCUAACAGAGUUCCUAAAGAUUACAUGGGAUGGCUUGGCGCCUCUGCUGAGUGGAAGGCCUUGUUUUCCCUCUGCAAGGAUGAUAAUGGUUUGCUUCCAAAGGAAACUGUAAGGGCUGCUUAUGAUGGAAGUCUGUUCUUCAAGAUGGAGGAGGAGAUAUCAUCUUCAAAGAGGAAGGCAUGAUCAUGUAAUGUGAAAAAUAAAAAAUUUAUAAGCAUUUAUUUGAAAAAAAAUAAAAUAA
This is a messenger RNA of Phalaenopsis equestris, 1070 nucleotides long. Its product is annotated as probable peroxygenase 4. The coding region runs from base 443 to 1012 and encodes 189 amino acids. Lineage: Eukaryota; Viridiplantae; Streptophyta; Magnoliopsida; Asparagales; Orchidaceae. The record is from RefSeq and is a predicted model, not a curated record. The transcript is spliced from 5 exons. Gene Ontology annotation, molecular function: calcium ion binding; monooxygenase activity.